UCGCGCUACCGAGAGUUCACCGAUUAUAAUGGGCGCGUCUGGUUUAGUCGCGUCGCUUGAUGGGUGUCACUGGUCGGUCUCCUCCUCUCAAUCAGUGUGAUCAGAUGUGAUCUGGCACCUGUGUGUGCGCGUUACCCACGGGAGCCUGUUGCUCAUGAGUGUUGUGGAGCGAUCUGCUUCUGUGCUGUGUGAGAUUAUGCGCGCGACUGCACGAUAACGAUCAUGGUUUGCGUCUUUGCGCGUUAAGAUGAUGAAGAGGACGCUUUUUGGUUAGAUGCAUUUUUCUGUGUUUCUUCAUAUAUCCUCAUCCUCAGCCAGCAUCUGAUGAAGUUUGGGCGCGUUUAGGAUGCACUAUGUGAUGCGUUUGUGAUAUGGUCACCGGCGCGUCUUGAGAAGAACAUCGAAAGCAAGCUCCUCGUUAUUUGUUUCCGCGAUGUCAAACAGAAAAGCAAUACUGAUGGAGAAUGGGGUUAAAAACGGAACGUCGAGAAAUGUGCUGGAGCGAUGCGCCUCGGUCAAUGAGUAUUUUGAUAUUGCCUUCAAGGUGAUGCUGCUGGGAGACUCGGCAGUGGGGAAGACCUGCGUCCUGGUGCGCUUUAAAGAUGGUGCCUUUCUGGGAGGGAACUUCAUUGCCACAGUGGGGAUAGACUUUAGGAAUAAGGUGGUGACUGUAGAUAACAUGAAAGUCAAACUCCAGAUUUGGGACACGGCCGGUCAGGAGAGGUUCCGCAGUGUUACUCACGCGUACUACAGAGACGCUCAGGCUCUGCUGCUGCUGUAUGACAUCACGAGAAAGUCCUCCUUCGACAACAUCAGAGCCUGGCUGACUGAAAUCAGUGAGUAUGCAAAGAAGGAUGUGGUCAUCAUGCUGCUCGGCAACAAGUCAGACAUGGCCGCUGAGAGGGUGAUCACUCAUGAAGAAGGGGAGAAGCUGGCUAAGGAAUAUGGAGUCCCUUUCAUGGAGACCAGUGCCAAGACCGGUGUCAAUGUGGAACUCGCUUUCCAAGCCAUUGCAAGAGAACUCAAGCACAGAAACAUCCAGCAGCCCCACGAGCCCAAGUUCAAGAUCCAUGAUUACAUCGAGUCACAGAAGCAGAAGUCCAACUGCUGCGGCGGCAUCAUGUGACCAGCUCCGGACGGCAGAUAUCCGUACACAAAGACGUGUGUGAAUGAAACGUGCUUCGUUGUGAUCCCCCAAACCCCUGUUUGCUUUAUAGUCAGGAAUAUACAGCCAAAUACUGCUGAGGUGCAUCAGAGUAAUACGUUUCUGCUUUAUAAUCUGUAUAAAUCCAGGUGUGUACAGUACCCAGGUGUGUCUGAUUAUUCCAGGUAUGUUUGUUUGUGUAACGUGCUUUCCGGGUUUCUUCUCUAAUGGUUACAGCAUCUAUCUACACACAGUAUAAAAUAUAUUAGUAUUUAAUUACAUUAUAUGCCACGCAAAUGUGCUCGGGCGGUGAGCUUGUGUCUAGUGUUUUGGUCAGUAUUAUGUUUACAAUCAGUAUAUAUUUACUUGAAAACAAUCAUAAGCUUGACCGAGUCAGGCCUGAUUAUGAGGUAAUAUAGAUAUAUUUUUCCUUUUCCUA
This is a messenger RNA of Cyprinus carpio (common carp), 1583 nucleotides long. Its product is annotated as ras-related protein Rab-37-like. The record is from RefSeq and is a predicted model, not a curated record. Gene Ontology annotation, molecular function: GTP binding; GTPase activity. The coding region runs from base 434 to 1126 and encodes 230 amino acids. Lineage: Eukaryota; Metazoa; Chordata; Actinopteri; Cypriniformes; Cyprinidae. The transcript is spliced from 9 exons. Gene Ontology annotation, cellular component: Golgi apparatus; endosome.